Pseudophryne corroboree (corroboree frog) is the source of this 1966-nucleotide messenger RNA. RefSeq names its product secreted frizzled related protein 4 (gene SFRP4). Gene Ontology annotation, biological process: canonical Wnt signaling pathway; non-canonical Wnt signaling pathway. The coding region runs from base 540 to 1562 and encodes 340 amino acids. Gene Ontology annotation, cellular component: cytoplasm. Lineage: Eukaryota; Metazoa; Chordata; Amphibia; Anura; Myobatrachidae. The record is from RefSeq and is a predicted model, not a curated record. The transcript has 6 exons. Gene Ontology annotation, molecular function: Wnt-protein binding.
UAUAAGCGAGGAGAGGGAGGAGAGAGCGCUGCGAGCUGAUAUUAUAUGCUCUGCUAUUAUAGCAUCACUUUCUUCUCCUAAACUUCUCCCCAGCUGGUGUAAGAUCUGCAGAGCUGGGGCAGGUGGCAGAGGCACCUCUGUUAUUGCUGCACCACGAACGAUAGAAAGUUAGGAGGAGGCUCCAAUUUAUCUUUGACAACAAAGUGAAUGUUGUGAUAUCGCCCUGGGAGUAAAGGAUAGGGAUGAUGUAAUUGUGUCUGACAAAGGGAAAACGGAAUUAUGCAGUCAUCUAAGAAGUAGAAGUGCUGCACGUCACUGGUGGCACUGCUAUAAAGGUGGCUGUACAAUGUCCACGCUUAUCUGCAGUGGAGCCUGGGAAGCUGGAGGGAAAAGGUUUCUCAGCCUGUAAUCUACUAAGGACUGCCUGGCAUCGCUAUUUCCAUGUUCUCAUCAAGCUAAGAAUUAUCUCCUAUAACUAACCUGGCCAGACCUCAACCUGAGCUAGUAAUCAUUAGAAGCACAGAAGAUCCACUGCAGAGAUGCUGCUGGUUGUAGCUGUCCUUUGUGCAUUGGCGAUGGGAACCCACUCUGCCCCCUGUGAGACCGUCAGAAUCCCCCUGUGCAGAGACAUGCCUUGGAAUAUCACCAGGAUGCCAAACCACCUGCACCACAGCACUCAGGAGAACGCUAUUCUGGCCAUAGAACAAUACCAGGAGCUGGUGGACAUCAAGUGCAGCCCUGUGCUGAGCUUCUUUCUGUGUGCCAUGUAUGCACCUAUUUGCACCCUGGAGUUCCUUCAUGACCCAAUUAAACCUUGUAAGUCAGUAUGCCAAAGAGCUAAGGAUGGAUGUGAGCCCAUCAUGAAGAGAUACAACCACAGCUGGCCAGACAACCUGGCAUGUGAUGACCUUCCAGUCUAUGACCGUGGAGUGUGCAUUGCUCCUGAAGCCAUAGUUACUGAUAUCCCUGAAGAUAUAAAGUGGAUGGAGUUUACACAAGAUGUCAUAGUCCCAGAAAGACCAAGAAUGAAUCACUGCAAAAGUUUAAACAUGGAUCGUUGCAAAUGCACAACAAUUAAACCUACCCUAACAAUGUACCUGGCAAAAAAUUACAGCUAUGUAAUCCAUGCAAAAGUUAAAAGCGUCACCAGAAGCAACUGUAACGAAAUAACCACAGUAGUUCAAGUCAGAGAGACACUGAAGUCUUCAUCAAUGAUCCACAGAUCCCAAGUUCCUCUAAUUACCAAUUCAUCUUGCCAGUGUCCCCAUUUACUUCCCAACCAAGAUGUGCUUAUCAUGUGUUACCAGUGGCGUUCAAGGAUGAUGCUUCUUGAUGGCUGUUUGGUUGAAAAAUGGAAAGACCAAUUAAACAAAAGAUUCAAGAGAUGGGAGCAGACUUUACAAGAGCAACAAGUGAAAACGACGCAGGAAAGAAUGAAGAAUGCGAGUCGCACAAGUCGCAGUGGCCCACCAAAGACAAUGCCAAAGAACCCCAACCCUCCUCCUGGGAUGGCCAAGAAGAAUGCUAAGUCCAAGAAUAACCAAAAAGACAAGCGAGCCUGAGCUGUGCUAUGUUCCUUUUGAAAGACAUUUUCUAUGCAUGAUGAGGGUCACUAGCUGGCUACAGUGGCAGAAUGUAUUGUUCUUAAACCCAUCCACCUGGAAACGUAUAUGCAGUAACCUGCAUUGACUUUUUAUUUGCUGCACUUUAAGUACCAAUGUUUGCUUUUUUUAUACUUUGACCACUACAAACCAAAGAUUUUGAGUUUGUACUGAAAAAAAAAUUGUAUUAUGGAAAAAAGGAGCAAUUGUGAGGUUAAGUAUUUGCACCAUAAUUAUCAACAAAAUAUGGGCCCUCAUUCCGAGUUGUUCGCUCGUUCUUUUUCAUCGCAUCGCAGUGAAAAUCCGCUUAGUACGCAUGCGCAAAGUUCGCACUGCGACUGCGCCAAGUAACUUUACUAUGAAGA